Drosophila hydei is the source of this 2624-nucleotide messenger RNA. RefSeq names its product carcinine transporter. The record is from RefSeq and is a predicted model, not a curated record. Gene Ontology annotation, cellular component: membrane. The transcript has 10 exons. Lineage: Eukaryota; Metazoa; Arthropoda; Insecta; Diptera; Drosophilidae. Gene Ontology annotation, molecular function: transmembrane transporter activity. Gene Ontology annotation, biological process: transmembrane transport. The coding region runs from base 727 to 2523 and encodes 598 amino acids.
GGCAGGAAAACGCUGAGUCAUCAGCAGUUCUAAUCAACUUAUGAAAAAUGCAUAUCUAAUAAAGCAUCUAUGUGAUCAGUGUGGAGAGUUCAUCUGACAAUCAGCUGCAUAAUUUGUUAAUUGUUUGAGAAGUUGUUGGCUUGCUUUUGGUUAAUCGUUUGACGUGCGCAUAUAAAUAACGUUGUAAACUAAAGACCCACGCUUAUCAGCAAUUAUUUUAUAAUGCUUAUGCGCUCUGUCUCCGCUGAUAAGCCACCUUCUCGAGAGGGCCCCUUUUAACGCCGGCAUUCGUCUGGGCCAGCACUCACAGUGACAACCGCGAGUGUUGCGGACGGUUGAUGCGUUGCUCUACAAUCCAGCUGACUAUUAGCAUAUAUCAUCUCACAUCAUAUCAUUUGCAUGCGAAAUGUGUCGAGCGUAAAAGAACUAAAUACUAUCAAAUGAGCUGUGAUUGAGCCCAUGGCAAACCCGAGCUAACCCGAGCCUAGGCAAUUUGAUUUUCAACUGCAAUUAGACAGAUCUUAUCGCAACAAGUUCUACUCAGUUUCCUUUAGUGUACGCGUCCAUAAAGUUAAUUAGUGCUCAAGAGUGUGUAAACAAACCGCAUCGAUUGUGAAAUCUUUCCAUCAAUUGGUUAUAAAACGUGCAGAGGCAAUUGUCGAAAGUUCUUUAAGCAAAAGUUAGCAGCGAGCACACAAAUAGAAAUAGAAAUACAAAUACAACACAAUGAAAGAUAAACUGGAGGAGGUGGUAGCCAACAGUAGAAAGUUAUCUACGGCAGCGGGCAGCUUCAGUGAAAUGGACUUGGAUGAGUCCGAGUUGAACGAUCCGUUCCAGGCGCUCAUGGAGAAGGCGGGCAACCAUGGUCGCUAUCAGACGCUCUACAAUUAUGUGUUUGUCGCUGGCCUGGCGUUCGCUGGCGCCAUGGUCUACAUGAACAUCAUCCUGGCCCUCAACAUACCCGAUCACUGGUGCACGGUGCCCGGCCGGGAGCGCACCAAUCUCACAAUGAAUCAGUGGCGCGAUUUGACAUUGCCCAAGCAGACAGACAAUCGAGGCAAGGAGACGCACAGCACCUGUGAAAUGUACGAUGCCAACUUUACAGAACUAACCGAUUUCUCGGCCUGGAGCAGCAGCCGCAGCAAGAAUCAGACUACAGCUUGCCAGCACGGCUGGACCUACGACCAGACCUGGUAUGACAGCACAAUACCCACGGACCAGGACUGGGUCUGCGCCAAGGAUUUGUUCGUAACAAAUGUGUUCGUUGUCGGUCGCGUCACUGAGGUGGUCGGCUCAUUUAUAUUUGGACAAAUGGGCGAUUCCUUUGGUCGCAGCGUGGUCUACUACAUUAGCGUCGUCUUCUGCUCGGUGGGCCGCCUGGGGUCUGUACUGUGCACGUCCUCCUACACAUGGUUCCUCAUCAUGUCCGGCAUUGUGGGCCUCACCGUCAACAGUCUGUUUCAAUCGCCGCAAAUUAUUGGCAUGGAAAUCUCCCGAGAGGAGGAUCGCAGUCGCAUCGCCUUCUUCCAGAGCGUGGGCUGGUCCGUGGGCACGACGCUGAUGCCGCUGCUGUACUGGUGGCUGCGCCACUGGGAAUCCUUUAUGUGGCUGACAUCCGUGCCCACAGCAACGGUUCUACUUUUCUCCAAAUAUGUCAUCGAAUCGCCGCGCUGGUUGAUUAGCAAGCGACGCUUCCGCGAGGCCAUUGUUCAGUUCAAGAAGAUUGCCAAAAUUAAUGGACGCACAUUCGAUGUGACCGAGAAGGAACUGACCGAAAUCUAUAGCCUGGACAAGCACGAGGUUACCUAUGGCAUGGCCUCGCUGUUCGCCGGCUGGCGCCUGGCCCGCAACACCACAAUCAUGGGCUUUAGCUGGUGUGUUGUUGCCGUUUCCUACUUCACAUUGGUGCUCUUCAGCUCGCGCAUGGCGGGCAAUCCGUUUUUGAACUUUUUGUACCAGAGCAUUGUGGAAAUACCCGCGUACAUGGUGGGCAAGUACAUGGGCGACAAAUAUGGACGCCGCUUCACCAACUCGGUAUCCUUUCUCAUCUCGUUCUUCACCUGCCUGCCCAUCAUUGCCUAUGCGACGGAUGAGCGAUUCGAGUGGCUGAUGAUCUACCUGGCCACCUUCAUCAAGUUCCUCAACGCGCUCACCUUUUUCACGGCCAAUCUGCAGUGCCUGGAGAUCUACCCCACGUGCAUGCGACAGACGGGCAUUGCCCUGGGCACCAUUUUGGCGAAUGCGAUCGGAGUGCUCGCACCGUACCUGGUGUACCUGGGGACGACGGUGAAUAUACGCGCGCCGUACUAUAUACUGGGCACCCUGUUUCUGCUGGGCGGAAUCGGAGCCCUGUUCCUGCCCGAGACGCUGCACAAGAAGCUGCCAGACACUAUCGAGGAGGCAAAGAACUUUGGCAGGCACGAUAAAUUCUUCAGUCUGCCAAAAGCGCCGCCGGCGCUCAACAAGAAGACAGCUACCGAGCCGGAGCUAACCAAGCUGAAUCAGCCUUCAUUUGCGCCAUGAAUCAGCAGCUAUAGCUAAAGCCGAAUCUGAAGUCGAGCCAGGAGCUGAGGCAGAAAGGCAAUUGAUUUGCUUGGCCCGUUGUGAUGUUACAUUAAGUACGC